AUGGCAGACGAAUCUACCUCUCCUCGCGCCCCACGAGGUGAUUCACCCCCCUCUCGCAAACAGAGUAGAAGCGACGAUCGAAGCCAAUCACCACGUAGCCACCGCGACAGAUUAGACAGAGAUAACUACAGAAGAAGCGACAAUUAUCGAUCGCGGGAUGAUGAUAGGAAUCGGGGUAUAAGACAUGAGCCUGGAAGAAACCGGAAUGAUGAGAACAAAGACGAUCCCGACCGGUUAGGGCGAGACUUAGAAAGACGACGUGACAAUCGCGGGGAGAGAGACUCGGAUCGGAGAGAUAUAGAUAGGAGUGAGGGCAGAGAUCGAGACCGACCUAGACCAAAGAAGAGUUCUGGGGGUUUUAAGUUUAAGGAUAAGCGUCGCGAUGAGUUUGAAGACAGAGACGAUGACCGACGUGGUGGCUCAUUUAGAGGUUACCGAAACCGCUCACCAUCCCCACGUCGCCGAGAUCGAAAUCGGGACCACGAUCGUGAACGUGAUACGGGGACAUCUUCGUCUACGAAAAAGUCCAAGUCGAAAUCUACCGGCGGAGACACCUCCCAGCCUCCUGUUCGAGCACCCGCAGCUCCCUCCGGCGGUGGUGAAGAAAUGAUCAUCGUCCAUAUAAACGACCGACUGGGUACUAAGGCAGCUAUCCCAUGCUUUGCUUCGGAUCGCAUUAAGGAGUUCAAAAUCAUGGUCGCCGCGCGCAUCGGUCGAGAGCCCCACGAGAUUUUGCUCAAGAGACAAGGGCAGCGGCCUUUCAAAGACAUGCUUACACUUGCCGACUAUGAAAUUAGCAACGGAGUCCAGCUCGAUCUGGAAGUCGACACUGGUGAUUAA
This is a messenger RNA of Daldinia childiae, 840 nucleotides long. Its product is annotated as Ubiquitin-like modifier hub1. Bases 1 to 840 code for a protein of 279 amino acids. Gene Ontology annotation, cellular component: nucleus; cytoplasm. The record is from RefSeq and is a predicted model, not a curated record. The transcript has a single exon. Lineage: Eukaryota; Fungi; Ascomycota; Sordariomycetes; Xylariales; Hypoxylaceae. Gene Ontology annotation, biological process: protein modification process; mRNA splicing, via spliceosome. Gene Ontology annotation, molecular function: protein tag activity.